GGGAGAUUGCGAAGAGUCGCAAUCUUGCUUCAGAGAAAGUCAAGGCACUCGGGCACCCUGGCCUGUCCGACACCUUUUGGACAUUUGCAAAGACUGUCCAGCUGCUCAAGGUCGAAAAAGUCCAGGAUGGUGAGGAACAGAACUUGAGGUACAACAACACCUUGUACAACAAGGCCUUACACCAGGCUGCCACAGCAGCUGUUGCAGUGCUGCGGGGUCCAUCCGGUCCCGUGGAGAAGGCUGCCCGGAGAUUGGAGCUGGAAUUUGGGCGGGGCAUCUUGAGCAGUCAGUACUCGAAGUUGAGCAAGCUGUUAUCGCUGACCAACAAGCUCGCAUCUGCUACCAGAAACGCUGUAGACCUGACGGCCUGGAUGAUCGACUCCUUGACGCUGGCCCUGCGCAUGAACAUGGUCACGCCAGCUAAAUGCACCGAGAAGUUUCUGGAUCGAGACCGGAAGACAGGCGAUGCUGGCUUUUGGUUGUCGCGCAUGCUGGUGGUGCAGGUCUUCGAUUAUGCAGCAAAGCUGGCGAACAAGUUGCCUGAGCCGGACAAGGUUAAGCUGACAGGGAUUUUGGCUGAACUCCGUUGCCCUUCCACAUGUUGGGAGAAAUAUCUCUGCCAUGCUGAUGCUGAUCAAGGGGCUGCUGGAGAGGACGACAUGGACGGCGAGGACCCAGAGGACGUGGAGCGCCCUGUUCCGCAGUCCAAGAUUGGAGCUGUUAAAGAGGGUUUCAACAAAGCCAUUGGCAUGCUUUUGGAUUUGCUGCUGGAGCUGAUGUCGGGGAAGUACUACAAGGAUUGCUGCAUGCUGGCUUCGAGUGAAGAUGGCCUUGCAAAGGCAUUGACAGCUGCACAGCUUGGAAGCUCGGAUGACACGGAGCACGAGGAGCCAUGUGCGCUUAUCACUCAGAUGAAGAUCAUUGUCGACAAGUUCGACAACAGCACGAAGUCCGUUGGUGCCACAUCUGCGGCUCCUGCUCCGAGUUUGCUCCAAAGCCUGGCCAAGGCUUCUGAAGCUGACACACCCGAGGAAUGUGUCGAGCGUGAGCGGCAGUGGAAGGCGGUGCAAACGGAACGCCGCAAGUUCGUGUCGUUCUCGGUACCGAACAAGAUCUCGAAGGACUGCCUAGUCAAUGCGUUCAGAGGUUGCGGCAAGGUCUUCACGCACAAGGGCACCUUAAACUCUUCGCACCGCCUGAUCGUUGCCAGUGCGGAUCUCUUGGCAGAGGCUGGUACCGACCCGUGGCUCAAGGGCACUCCGCCAAGCGAGGAAUGGAAAGAGAUCUGUGCCUUUGCCAAAGACAUUUCUGGGCCCGAGGAUUUCGUCGUACUCUUCGACGGCAGAAUGCGGGAAAUUCGCCGCGUGUCCGAAGACCUCCUGCUGAACCAGCAGCACACCGAGGAGUGCACCAUCGUGUACUCAGGUGGGUGCCCGCCGAGAACUGGUCGCACUCGCCGCGUUCCGCUGGCUGCAAAGAAGGUGGAGACAGGAGCGGUUAAGUUCCCGGUCGCACGCACCAAGAUUCAGACGACGAAGAAAGGCUCCUUCACAGUCUGCGGCGAGGCUUCUACGUACCAAGGCACUUACUCAGGCGUGGAGUACCGUGCGGUUUCUGAAAUGCCCCUCGUGUCUGCAGACACCAAGAAGAAGAUCAUUGCUCCGGCAACAACCGGCGACCUCCCGACACCGCCAGAGGACUGGCAGGAUCGCCACGGCUCCGACGUACCCUUGUUCUGGAACGAGUCGAAGCCGAUAGCAUAUUGGAAUGCCAUCAUUGAGGAGUUUUGCGCGGAGGCAGUGUUUGACCUCACGGCUGGCACCGGUGCUCUGAUGGAGGCUUCUUUGACUGCCGGCAUCGCAUACCACGGGCUUUGCAGCCUCAACAAGGAGCACAUGUCGUGGGUCCAGGCGGUUGCUGAUCGCGCAGCUUGCGGAAUGAUGGCUUUGGAGGGAUCCACUCUUUACUCGGACGAGAAUGCCAAGGCGGUGAAGAAGCAUUUCCCGCACGUUCUGGAGAGCUUGUCCAACCAAGACGACCAGGACGAGGCCUACCAGACGCCUCUGGGGCAAAACCAGUCUCAAGACGGCUUCUCGUCGGAUGCCCCGGGGAGCUUGCGGAAGCAGGCUGUGAAAGACGGCUUGGUCCCCAAGGCUCGAAGGGCCUUCGUCAUCUGGUUCCAGGAAAACUCCGAAGUCAAGAAAGGCGCUCCCAAGCACGAGUUUCUCAAUGAGAUGAAGCAUCUUGGCGCAGUCUGGCAGGGCAUGACCGACAAGCAGAAGGCACCAUUCAUGGCGAGGAGCAAAGAUGAGUUCAUGGCUCAGCGAAGUGCACUGGCCGUUCUUGGCAUCAGGAUGCGGGGCUCCACGACCAGUGCGGGCGGCCCCGACGAGGCGAAGGACCCCCCUGCCGCUGACGAAUCUGGCGGUCGCGUUGGCCCAUUUGAGCUUAAUGGUGCAAGGGCUCCAAUUGGAGGCGGAGCCUAUGGCAGUGUCUACAGUUGCCAGCAUCCGCAAAGCGGCCUUAACGUGGCGGUGAAGGUUUAUCGUGGCUCCGAUGGCCCCGCGGAUUGCAGGCACGAAGUGGAGCAGAUGAAGCUUCUAAUGAAGGCCGUUCCGCAGCAGAAGAUGAUGUGGUUCCCGCUUCUUGUCAGCUCGGGUGUCACGGGCAGACCUUGGCCAUGGAUGGCUACUAGCCUAUGUGGGCCCAGCCUGGCAACCGCACUUCGAAAUCCUGCGGCGCAUGGCAAGCCGAGGACGUGGUCUGUGGCAGCUCAGCUGAGAAGUGCACUGCAGACCUUGCAUGACGCAGGCAUCCUACACUUGGAUGUGAAACCUGGCACUGUUCUUUGGUGCCCUUGCACAGAUCAGGUGCAGGUGUGCGACUUCGGCAUGAGUGAGAACAUGGCACGGCUCCAGAAGGCUUCUCAGGCUCCCAGGUUCCUGCAGUAUGUCACGGCUGCCUAUCGACCUCCGGAGCUGUGGCCCGCUCGUGUGAAUGGCGAUGGAGACUGCGGUGUCAGAAAGCAGCUGCUGACUGCAGCUGUGGAUAUGUGGGCCUAUGCUUGCGUGGUGUUUGAGGUGGAGACCGGGAGUCCCUUGUGCAAGCAGUGGCCCGAGCUGUGGAAAACACGCAGCGACUUAGCCAAUUGCCCCGCUGCAAGUCACACGUGCUGCACAAAGGUGCUUCGAGCCGGUAAAUGGGGGCUGUUUGUGUUGGUCGGCUGUGCUCCAGACCCCGGAAAGCGGCGGUGGCCGGAGCUCUGUCUGAAUCAGAAAUGA
Molecule: messenger RNA, 3281 nt
Organism: Symbiodinium sp. CCMP2592
Lineage: Eukaryota; Dinophyceae; Suessiales; Symbiodiniaceae
Source: the annotation of a GenBank genome assembly